This is a messenger RNA of Oryzias melastigma (Indian medaka), 4187 nucleotides long. Its product is annotated as protein Niban 2. The coding region runs from base 223 to 3654 and encodes 1143 amino acids. NCBI's taxonomy places the organism in Eukaryota, Metazoa, Chordata, Actinopteri, Beloniformes, Adrianichthyidae. The record is from RefSeq and is a predicted model, not a curated record. The transcript is spliced from 14 exons.
UUUCCGAGGUGGGAGUCUCCUCCCACUUUAAAGGAGUGUUUGGUGGAGCGACCAACUUCUCCUCCGCAACUUCUCACUCCACCCAGAGCGCAGCGCUCGCCCCCGAGCUGUCGACGUGCCCGCGCAGUGUCUCCAGGUCUGAGCGCAGCGGCCGGACGCGGAUCUCGAGGACUGACUGUGGACCUGCCGUGGAGUCUCCGGGACUUGCGAGUGUCAUCCGCCAUGGGGGACGUCGUUUCCAGUCACCUGGAUGAGACCAAGCGCGAGCUGAUCACAGCUCGGACCGGAGCGGUGAUGGCGGAGUUUGGGCGCCUGUAUGAGCAGCAGUAUGGCGUGGCUCUCUUCAACAAAGUUCGCUUUGACCUCGAAGGAGGAGGCGGGCCGCAGUCCCAGCUGCUGCAGCGGAAGAUUCCUCUGGAGAACAAGUCCAUCUUCUCUGGAUCCAUCUUUCAGUACGUGGAGGAGAACAAGAAGUGGAGGAACCGCUUCCUGUUUGUGCCGGACUCUUACAACAUCAGCUGUUAUGAGAACAAAGCAUCCUUUGACAAACAUGUGCAGCCCAAAGGAACCAUCAACUGUGCUGGCUCCAAAGUGCUGACCUCUGUGGAGCAGUACCAGGAGCUGAUCAGCGACAGCCUGCCAGAUGUGAAAGCCAAAGCGGGAAGUUCUCCGUUUCUAAAGUGUCCCAGCCAGUUCCCUGUGAUCGUGUGGCAUCCGUACGCUAGGCACCAUUACUUCUGCGUGGGCAACGAGAAGGAGCAGCAGAAGUGGCAGGCUGUCCUGCAGGACUGCGUCAGGCAUUCCAACGAUGGUUUGUGUGAGGAAAACAAGGUCCAAACUCCAGCCUUCACUGACGCAGUGCGACUCUACCGUCAGGCUCAAGGGAACUACGGCACGUGGGAGAUGAUGUGCGGACUCCCGUCACAGAUCCUGUCCAACCUGGUGAUGGAGAGCCUCCACCCUGAGCUGAGGGAGCUCAUCUCCCCCCGCCUCAAAGGAAAGCUGCAUGACCGACAGAGAAGCUGGAUGCUGAUCAGUGACGCCAUCUACAGCCUGGUCCAGGAGCAGUGCGGGGCCCACUACGAGGCGCUGCUGCAGAAAUGUGAGGCGACCCGCUCCUCUCUGGAGGCGUCCAUCAGGAAAGACAUGGACCAGAUCAUUGCAUCCAAGGAGCAAGUCACCAGCAAGGUCAAAGCGGCCGUUCUCUCAAAGGCGGAGAAGCUGUUGAAGGUGAGCAUCCAGCCGUACAUCAGCUCCAUCCUCGACGCUCUGAUGGAACCCACCAGCCGAGGCUUUUUUGAGGUCCGGGACGUUUUCUUCAGGGAGCUGACGGAGAUGAGCAAGAACACUCUGAACAAGGAGACCAAGGAGACUGUAGCACAGCACAUGGAGAAGAUCUCCAUGCUGCCUUACCAUCCCGUGAAGAUGCAGAGCUGCUAUGAGAAGGUGGAGCAGCUCAGCCUGGAGGGUCUGCAGCAGAGAUUUGACGUAUCCAGCCCCUCCGUUUUUGUCCAGCGGGCCCAGAUCCUCAUGAGACAGCAAAUGGACAAUGCUGUGUUCACGUUUGAGCACAUCCUUCACCAGAGUCUGGAGUCCCAGGGACCAGAGGAUCUCUGCAAGACCAUCCAGCGCUGCCAGGACCGAGUUCUGAAGAAAUUUGACUAUGACAGCAGCACGGUGAGGAAGCGGUUCUUCCGUGAAGCUCUGCUCCAGAUCUUCAUCCCCUACAUGCUGAAGCAGCUCAGCCCCACUUGUGCAUCGGAGCUUCCCGGCUUCCAGGAGCUGAUCUUUGAGGACUUUUGCCGCUUCAUCUUGGUGGAGAACAUCUUUGAGGAAGUGGUUCUGCAUUCUGUGAUGAAAGACAUCAUGAUAGCUGUGAAGGAAGCAGCAGUCCAGAGGAAACACAACCUGUUCAGAGACAGCAUCGUCCUGAGCAACAGUGACCCCAACCUCCACCUGCUGGUGGAGAAGCCACCGAUUGACUGGGCCAGGAAAUAUGGAGGAGCCCAGGAGAACACAGAUGGACCAGGGGGGGACACUGAGAAUGAGGCAGAGGAUGCAGAGUCCAAAAAGAGUUGGAGGAUGAAGCAGGUGGUGUCCAUGAUCCAGGUGGAAGGCUCUUCGCUCCUGCCCAGUCAGUCGUCCAUGGAGGUGCCCAGUACUGACGGCAUUCGGGAAGAGACUGAUGGAAAUGUGAGCAAGAGCUCAGACAACAACCAGAAUGGAUCAGAACAACCCACAGCGUCUGAGACCCCUCCAGACACGGCUAAUGGUGCCGAUCUGAAGCAGGAAGCCAGAUCAGAUCAUCAGAGUGAAGAGGAUGAAGCAAAGGACAUCCAGCUCAGGGGGGAGGAACAGUCAGCCUCCAGCAAGGAGUUAAAGAAAGCUUUACCACUGUCCCCAAUCGCUGAAGAAAUACCACCUGGAGUUCCAGAGGUGACCCCAGAUAACCCCUCAAACAUGUCCAAUGGUACAGACCUAAAUCAGGAAGGCGAAGGAGCAGUUACUGCAAUCACAGAUGCAAAGGACAGCAAGCCUGAGGCAGAGGAACCUCCAGCACCCAGCAAAAAGGUAGUGGAAUCCAAACCCAAGUCCCCUACCUCUGAGGAGAGGCCAUCUGUAGAACCAACUCCAGAGAGCGCUUCCGACGCUGCAAACGGCUCUGGAGUCAAACUGGAGGAGCUCGGUAAAAAGGAUGAAGCUGAAAUUAUUGUGAACGUGGGUGAAGUAAACAUCACUAAAAAGGACAAGCCUGAGGUAGAAGAACCUCCGUCUUCCCAGGUGGUGGAACCUGCCCCGUCCUCCCCUGCUGACUGGGACAUGUCUUCUUCAAAAAAGACUCCAGAGAGCACUCCAGACUCUACCAAUGGUUCUGAAACUGUGCAGGAAGCCAAACCUGAAGAGGAAGCCGUUGGAGCAGCUGUUACUGUGACCAUGGAUGAGGAUCUCACAGCAAAGGACACCAAGUCUGUGCUGCUGGAACCUCCAGCCUCCAGCAAAGAAGUGGUGGAAUCCAAACUCCCGUCCCCUGCUGCUGAAGCUUUAGAUACUACCCCAAAGAACAGUCCAGACAAUGCAAAUGGUUCUGACUUGAUUCAGGACGUUAAGCUGCGGGGGACCGCUAAAGAGGAUGAUCCAAACGAUGAUGGACCAACUCCAGCGGUGAAUGCUACCAUGAGUGAAGACAUCAAGGCAAAGGACAACAAGCCGGAGGUAGAAGAACCUCCGUCUUCUCAGGUCGUGGAACCUGCCCCACCCUCCCCUGCUGACGGUCACAUGUCUUCUUCAAACGAGCCUCUAGAGAGCGCUCCAGCUGCAGCAGCUGUUACUGAAGACCUCACAGCGACGGACAGCAAGCCGGCACUGCAGGAACCUCCAGCAUCCAGCAAAGAAGUGGUGGACUCCAAACCCCCGCGCCCUGCUGCUGAGGCAGUGCCCGUUCCAGAAACUCCUCUGGAGACCAGUGCUGACUCCAGUCUACCUCCACUGAACAGUUGCACCCAGUCUCCUGCCAACAAAGCAGUGGAAGAGGGGGAGGCGGCGGCUUCCUGUGCACCACAAACCCCGCCCACAGAAGAACAGCUGAUGGAGGAGGAAACAUGUGGAGCUGCAGAGCACCAAAGCAGCACCGACACCCAGACCGGGGAGCAGUAACAGCUAGCUUCCUGCAUGUGUGUCUGCAUUACGCCAAACAGUUCACUGCAGCUUGACCCUCAGAGAGGCUUGGAGGCCUCCCCCCACUACGGUUUGAAUUCACCCAAUUCCUCUCCACCUAACAGAAGCAUGAGCACAGGGGCUGAACUGUCUACAAACAAGUACCAAAAACCUGAUUACUUUAGAGUAUUAGUCCAAACUGGACGACAGAAAACGUAUUCCAGAAUGAAAAGUAAAGUUUACCUAAUGUGGCGCCUUAAGCAGCGUCCCCACCAAUGACACUAUUUUAAACCUUCAUGCCCCCACAAGACUCUGUAUAGUUUGUAAAGCUGUAUGAAAAGGUGAAGUGCCAAGUGGUCAUUUUACAAGAUUUGUGUGUUUUAUAUCUUUAUUAGUUCCUUUUCUGAUAUCUCCAUCUUCUAUUAUUUAUUAUUUUUGCCCCCAUUUCCUUGUUGACAUUUAUUUUAGGUUCUUUCUUAGUUUGUUAUCGAAAUGUCUUUCUUGAUAAUAAAUCAAUUACUCAUUAAAUCUGA